AGAUGGAAAAAGGGAAGAAGAAAAGUAUCAUCGGAUGGAACUGGGGGACCUAUUCCUUCGAGGAAGAAGCCUUCAAAUUUGAAGUCAAUGAUGAAAAGUGCCUCAACCUCCCUUACUCAGGUAUUAGCUUGGCCACAGCUAAUAAUGCUCAUGAAGUAGCAGUGGAAAUGAAUCUGGAUAAGAUAAAAGAAGGUGAUAAGGGAGACUAUCUCUCUGAAAUCAGAUUCUUCCUCCCUGCAAAUGAGGAAGAGAGCAACCAAAGCGAAGCAGAGGGAGGUGAUGAAGAGGAGAAGAAAGAACAAAGCAAUGAUGAGGAAGAGAAGAUCAAUACAAAUGAAAAUGGCAAAGCAAAGAAAGACCAAAAGAAUAGAGCACAACAAUUUGCAGACAAUAUUAUCAAGAAAGCGGGAAUCGGAGCUUUUGCUGGAGAAAUUAUUGCCAAGUUGGAUAAUAUGCAAUUGCUUGUUCCUAGAGGAAACUAUGUGUUCAAUCUGUAUAGCAAUUAUUUGAAGCUACACGGCAAAACCCAUGAUUACAAAAUACUGUUCAAAGAUAUUAACAGGGCGUUCCUGCUGCCAAAGCCUGAUGGAUUGCACAUGAUGUAUGUUAUCUCACUCAGAUCACCAUUGAGACAGGGUCAAACUGCUCAUAAUUAUUGUGUUAUACAGUUCAAGAAAGAAAGAGAGGAAAGCCUGAAGCUAAACAUCUCAGAAGAAGAGAUAAAUAAGAAAUACGGAAAAGAACUCAAUCAAGAGCUUGAGGGUCCUCUGUAUGACAUUCUUUCACGACUAUUUAAAUCACUGAUAAAAAUUAGCAUUAUUGUUCCUUCAGGAUUCAAGAGCGAGAAGGACACUGAUGCAGUCAAAUGCUCUUCAAGAGCACAAGACGGAUACUUGUACCCAUUGUUGAAAUCAUUCUUGUUUGUACAUAAGCCAGUUGCAUACAUCAGACAUGAUGAUAUUAAAUACUUAGAAUUUAACAGAAUCAGUGAAUUUGCUGCUGCAGGAAGGUCCUUUGACAUUAAUAUUGUCACAAAAGAUAACUCAUACUCAUUCACAGGAAUUAGUAAAGGAGAGUAUAAGCCUCUGGUCGAGUACCUCAUUACAAAGAACAUCAAGGUCAGGAAUGGAGAUGAUGAAGGAAAGACCAUGGAUCUCACAAACAUGGACAUCCUCACCAAUCCUGGAAGAGUCAACAGAAGAGCUAUGGCCGAUAUUGAAGAGGAAGGACUAGAAGGCAUGGGAUCACAAGAUGAUAGUGAGGGAGAAGACGAAUCUUUCGAUAUUGAUGCUCAGGAAGGAGAAGACUCAGACCUCGAAUCUAAUGGAUCUGAGUCCCUUAUUGAGGAGAGCGAUCUUGAAGAUGGUGGCAAAAAGAAAUCCAAAUCAAAAAAGAAGAAGACAAAGAAAGAGGAGUAA
This is a messenger RNA of Moneuplotes crassus, 1418 nucleotides long. Lineage: Eukaryota; Ciliophora; Spirotrichea; Euplotida; Euplotidae. The record is from the annotation of a GenBank genome assembly.